AUGGGAGGGAUAUGGGCCCGUGUUAUGCGACAGGAAUUGCUGUUGGCCGUCAGCAUCGACAUGGAAAUGAUGGAAGGCAUUUUGUUGCGUCCCCAGUCCCUUCGUUGGGUUCUCGAAGCAAACGGCAUGACGCCAGACGCUGCGAGGGACGUUGUGUUUCCCACGUCUUCGGUCGCCAGAAACGUCAAGAUUUUGUUGGACACCUUGGAAACGUUAAAGAAGCAGUCUGCAAGCAAUCCGUACGGGUCUGGUGAGAGCGACGUGAAGGAUCCUCCUCUUCCUCACGUCCCACUUCUUAUGUCGAACGGUGAUGAGGUCAGACCUGCACCGACGCUCAUUGGCCGCUACGGAGAUGAGGCAAAAUUGCAGGAGGCAGCCGUUAGGAAACUUGUUGAGGAGGGCAUCUUUUGUGAGGUGACAUUUUUCUCCAUGGGCGUGGAGGAGCUGCUGCGGCGGCGAUUGCCGGCCACGGGAUUAAUGCAGCGGACGAAUUACAAGGUGCACUGGGGCUGUUUACGCCUCGUUCACCCGCCCAAAGACACCUCGUCCUACAGUUUGGAGCUCUUCCAGCGAACGUACAGUGGAAGUGAUAAAGUGCGGGAUCGAAGAGUCAUCUCCAUCCCGCUGGGUGAACCCCAACUGCGUAUCAAAUUGCAUGUCAUCGAGGCGGAGGGUAUUGUUCACACAUCGCCGUGGGACGACGGGUCCGUCGCUACGGAGGCCGCUCUCCCACUGAUUGCACUGGAGCUGCAAGGUGUACACCCUGUCACCAACACUGGCGCGCAGCAAUACCAAGAGAGGGAAAAAGACGCAAAAUCGAGGGGACACACGCACUACAUUGCUCCAUGUGCCACUGACACGGGUGGUGCACACAACGGCAACGGACUCCUGGCUAAUGGGGCUGAAAGCAGUUCCGCACGUGAAUUUUUGCUUUCCAAGCGCUUGGAUUGUGGCGGGGAGUUAUUGCUUCCCUCCGGUUGUAUGGCUGCGUGCGAAGAGGGCAGCGGGUUUUUCCUGUUUCAUUUCCCAGAACGGAUUGUCGCGAGAAAAACCCGCACAGAGGCGGUUGAAUGCAUUGUGGCCGCUCUUUCAGGCCUGACGCUGCCGUUUUUCUCAAGCGCGUCACGGUGCCCCUCGUCAGGCAGCAUGAACGCAGAUACGUCGAUUGGUGACAUAAGUGUGGUGACGUAUCAACACGUGCCGUAUCUUCUGCUUAGCAGUAACGGUGGUCCGCUGCGUGGUGGCGAUGCAAAGGGUUUGCCAGUGCUUCGCAGAGUUGGGGUGCAGUCGCUCGGUUAUUUUAGCGCCACUCAAAUUUGCUUCUACUUUCAAAAAGAGGAUAGUAGAAGGAUGAGUGCGGACGGCGACGCGUUGUCGCGUUUCCCGCGUUCUCCACUUGGUCGUGUUGCCAUGCCACUUUCCACCGCUUGCGCCAUGUUGAGUCGCCUUGGCGCGUUGACCCCAUUUUCCGGUAGUGGUGUUGGCAGCAGCAGCAAUGGUCAUGCUCAUAUCGGCAGCAACAAUGCAGGGGCUGUGCAGAGUGUGGACGAGACGGAGUCCAUGAUGUGGCGCAUGCAGCAACUGUAUGCGUUUCGUAGGAAGACUUGUGCGAGGGUGCGGCAGCAGAUAUUUGACGCGGAGGACAUUAAGGCGGAAAUUCUCUACAGUUAUUCCGAUAGUGAAUUCAUGCGCGGUUCAUAUAUUAAGGAUGUUCUGAAGGAAGCUCGGGAGUUGAUUGACUUGCAGCAGCCCCAAACCAGCGCUGCUCUCGCCCUGCGUGGAAUGAUUCGUGCAACACCUGGCGUAUGUCGUGAAUUGUGUGGGGCCGUCGUUCCGUGGACUCUUUGGCAUUGGGCACACCGGUGGAAAGCGUUGCAGUUGACCCACAGCCACCAGCGGGCUUUGGCAGACGCGUAUGACAUGGAGGAUGACGAGGACAGCAUGGACGGCUCAGAGGGCGGUGGCCGUCUCUCCAUGAUGGCCUCGUCUGGCACCACAAGGGACGACGGUGGGCAGGCAUUCAUUGUCUUCGAGGAGUUGCCAUGCUUCCUGGCGUGCAUGGAAUAG
This is a messenger RNA of Trypanosoma cruzi, 2067 nucleotides long. RefSeq lists its product as uncharacterized. The transcript has a single exon. The annotation marks the transcript as partial. The record is from RefSeq and is a predicted model, not a curated record. NCBI's taxonomy places the organism in Eukaryota, Euglenozoa, Kinetoplastea, Trypanosomatida, Trypanosomatidae.